Molecule: messenger RNA, 3944 nt
Organism: Myotis daubentonii (Daubenton's bat)
Lineage: Eukaryota; Metazoa; Chordata; Mammalia; Chiroptera; Vespertilionidae
Gene: FZD2
Product: frizzled class receptor 2
Biological process (GO): canonical Wnt signaling pathway; non-canonical Wnt signaling pathway
Cellular component (GO): plasma membrane
Molecular function (GO): Wnt-protein binding; Wnt receptor activity
Source: RefSeq, a predicted model, not a curated record
AAGUGAUCCAAGCUCGAGGGGCUUGGGUCCGCGGCAGUGCUGGGGAAUGCGUGUCCACGGAUCUCGCCUCCGGGGCCAGGAUAAAUCCCGUGCUGGGCAAACAGCCCAUAAUAUAAUAAUAGCAUGUCUCUUUAAAAAGCAAAAGGAGGGGGGGAAAGUUUUGUUGGCAUCUGGUUUCUGAUCUCAUUAUGUUGUGAUCGACCAAUCCAGCCUUCGGGGCUGGUCCCCGGGUUUAAAUCUGAUUGGCCAAGAGCACAUUUUGGGAUGGUGCUUAGAGCUCGACGGGGCGGUUUCAAGGUUCCCUUUUUUGGGGGGCUGAGGAGAGGGCGGGGCCGCCGGCCGGGGACCCCUUGAAACCGACUAAUUGGGAUCCGAGAGGCCGAGGUGAGGGCCGGAGGAAGGCACAAAGGAGUCGCUGGGCGGAGAAGGGAGGGGAGAGGCGAGAGGAGGAGGAAAAAGAGGAGAGAGCAAAGCAGUGCGCGGUGUCUCCAGCUGCUCAGUUAGACUGCGGCGAGCUAGCGGGCAGGCGCGCCGCCCCCUCCCCCGCCCGGCCUCCCCAACUCUGAGGCCCCGAGCAAAGUUUGCAAAGAGGCGCGGGAGGCGGCGGCUGGGGCGAGGCGGCGGCGGGGAAGGCGCGCGGUCUCCGGGCUAGGGGCGGGGGGCGGGGGGCCGCCCCGGAGCCGGGUGGGGGGCGGCGGCCAGCAUGCGGCCCCGCAGCGCCCUGCCCCGCCUGCUGCUGCCGCUGCUGCUGCUGCCCGCCGCGGGGCCGGCCCAGUUCCACGGAGAGAAGGGUAUCUCCAUCCCGGACCACGGCUUCUGCCAGCCCAUCUCCAUCCCGCUGUGCACGGACAUCGCCUACAACCAGACCAUCAUGCCCAACCUUCUGGGCCAUACGAACCAGGAGGACGCGGGCCUGGAGGUGCACCAGUUCUACCCGUUGGUGAAAGUGCAAUGUUCGCCCGAACUGCGCUUCUUCUUGUGCUCCAUGUACGCGCCGGUGUGUACCGUGCUGGAGCAGGCCAUACCGCCGUGCCGUUCCAUUUGCGAGCGCGCACGUCAGGGCUGCGAGGCGCUCAUGAACAAGUUUGGUUUCCAGUGGCCCGAGCGUCUGCGUUGCGAGCACUUCCCGCGCCACGGUGCGGAGCAGAUCUGCGUGGGCCAGAACCACUCCGAAGACGGCUCGCCCGCGCUGCUCACCACUGCGCCGCCGCCGGGCCUGCAGCCGGGUGCUGGGGGCACCCCAGGCGGCCCGGGCGGUGGCGGCUCGCCCCCGCGCUACGCCACGCUGGAACACCCGUUUCACUGCCCGCGUGUCCUCAAGGUGCCGUCCUAUCUCAGCUACAAGUUCCUGGGCGAGCGCGACUGCGCGGCGCCCUGUGAGCCGGCGAGACCCGAUGGCUCCAUGUUCUUCUCGCAGGAGGAGACGCGUUUUGCACGCCUCUGGAUCCUCACCUGGUCGGUGCUGUGCUGUGCCUCCACUUUCUUCACCGUCACUACGUACCUGGUGGACAUGCAGCGCUUCCGCUACCCCGAGCGGCCCAUCAUCUUUCUGUCCGGCUGCUACACUAUGGUAUCGGUGGCCUAUAUCGCAGGUUUCGUGCUCCAGGAGCGCGUGGUGUGCAACGAGCGCUUCUCUGAGGACGGCUACCGCACGGUGGUGCAGGGCACCAAGAAGGAGGGCUGCACCAUCCUCUUCAUGAUGCUCUACUUCUUCAGCAUGGCCAGUUCCAUCUGGUGGGUCAUCCUGUCGCUCACCUGGUUCCUGGCGGCGGGCAUGAAGUGGGGCCACGAGGCCAUCGAGGCCAACUCGCAGUAUUUUCACUUGGCCGCAUGGGCCGUGCCGGCGGUCAAGACAAUCACUAUCCUGGCCAUGGGCCAGAUUGACGGCGACCUGCUGAGCGGCGUGUGCUUCGUGGGCCUCAAUAGCCUGGACCCGCUGCGGGGUUUCGUGCUGGCGCCGCUCUUCGUGUACCUGUUCAUAGGCACGUCCUUCCUCCUGGCCGGUUUCGUAUCCCUCUUCCGCAUCCGUACCAUCAUGAAGCAUGACGGCACCAAGACCGAGAAGCUGGAGCGGCUCAUGGUGCGCAUCGGCGUCUUCUCGGUGCUCUACACGGUGCCCGCCACCAUCGUCAUCGCCUGCUACUUCUACGAGCAGGCCUUCCGAGAGCACUGGGAGCGCUCUUGGGUGAGCCAGCACUGCAAGAGCCUGGCCAUCCCGUGCCCAGCGCACUACACGCCGCGCAUGUCGCCCGACUUCACCGUCUACAUGAUCAAAUACCUCAUGACGCUCAUCGUGGGCAUCACGUCGGGCUUCUGGAUCUGGUCCGGCAAGACGCUGCACUCGUGGAGGAAGUUCUAUACACGUCUCACCAACAGCCGGCACGGCGAGACCACCGUGUGAGGGGGUGUCCCAGGGGCCGGGGCCACACCGCGCUUUCCUCCUCUCCGGGGGGCUCCUACAGACUCCUUAUUUUAUUUUUUUAAAUAAAGAACAAUCGAAACCAUUUAUUUUUUAGGUCGCUUUUUAAAGAUAACUCUGCCCACCACCCCCACCAGGUUUGUAAUUAAAACUGUAAAUAGUCUUUGUAAAUUUAAUUAUAUAUUUUCUAUUUAAAAGAAAAAAAAGAAGAAAAAAAAAGGAACAGCAAUGGGCGCCAGGGCUGAGGACUGAAGGGAAGGGGAGUUGAAGGGGUUCUCGCCUUUCAAAACUACACCGCACUUUGGUUCAGAGUUUUUGGUGAUUUGGCAGGGCUGAGCCUGCUGGAAGAGGUUUGGCUAGUUUGUUACAUUCAACUUCUAAAGCCAAAUUGGUGAGCCUUCUCACUGAAGCUGGGUCUGGGGAAGCUGGUGGAUUUUUUUUUUUUUUUUAACAAGACUUGGAUUCUUGUUUUAUUUCCCUCCCCCCCCCCCUUUCUCUCCUCACUUGUCCUGUUUCCUUCACUAGAUCUUUGGAACCCCUCCCAACCGAGAUGAAGAUGUGGAAAAAUAAACCCAACGGGUGGGGUGGUGGGGAGAGGGCGGAGAGGGUGUGUGGAAUGGCCUCCACCCGCUGGCCCACUCCCCUGCAGGCAGGAAGAUCUGUCUCCUCCUUAACUUUUCUUCUUUUCAACUUGAUGCCCCAAGCCCUUGGAGUGGGCCCAAAGUGCUUUGUGAAGUGUGUUUUGAAACAACCCCCCGCCCCCCCCCCACACACAUACACUACCUUGAGUACCCAUCAGGAACCCUUACAUUUUUAGGGGGAGCAUUAGCUCACAAAUGUUGGGGUUUGGUGAUGUCCUUGCAUCUCUCCCCUAAUUUCCCCAGCAGACUGUGCCUCAACCCCACUCUCUCAACCGAGUAUCUUCUCAAGCUUCAGGUUUGUGGGGUGGUUUGGGUGUUAUGUGUGGGUUUUUGUUGUUUAGGGUUAUUUUUUUCUAAAAGCAAUAAAAAAUGGGUUGGGUUGGAGGGAGGGGACAGAUGGGCUGAGAUGGGCUGGUGGGAUUUUUAGUUUUCUUUUGACAAAAGACUGGUUUCUUUUCAAACUUGUCCAGAAAGGCGGGGAGGGAGGUGGGUAUCUUUGCUUUGGAAGAAGGCUCUGGGCAGGCUCUUUGUGACUGUGGGGGUGGGGUUGAGUGUUUACAUGACAUUCUAUAUCACAAGAUUGAUAGAAUGUUUAUAACAGAUGUUUCUUAUCUUCCCCCUACCCCCCACAAAUAAAAGUCAAGACUCUUUCUUAAAGUAUCUUUGACACUGGUAUGAGAAUUGCAGUUUCCAAUACACAUCCUCUCCCUCAACUAUUCGGAUUAUUUUAGAAUUUUAAUUCUAAAGGAUUGAUUUGAGGACCAAGGGGGUGGGUGGGACAGGUAUGCCACAGAACUCAGUUUUUCACCAUCUCCUGUUUCUUGAUAAUAGUGCAAAUUAAAAGCUAAUAAUCAUAAUAAUAAAGUGCAUUUAAUUAUCUUCUA